Molecule: messenger RNA, 872 nt
Organism: Saitoella complicata NRRL Y-17804
Lineage: Eukaryota; Fungi; Ascomycota; Saitoellomycetes; Saitoellales; Saitoellaceae
Exons: 2
Coding region: 226-762 (178 amino acids)
Source: RefSeq, a predicted model, not a curated record
ACGGUAGCAGGUGGUUGGUGGUGGGAUGGCAGUCGGGGGAUACUAGGCAAGAGGUAUAUUCGUCCUAUGUAUUGUGCGCAAUCGACAUACAACAUACAGCAUGGAGGAGGUGUGCUGGGCACGCGCACACCGUCAUGCGGAUCCCCGUGACGUCAUGAGGAGGCCCCGCCAUAAAGUACAAAAACCUCACCACCCUCCAACUAACAUUCUUCACAAACAACCAAUAUGGACGUCUACCACGGCUACUCUUACGGCACCGCCCUCUGGGGCGCCCUUCAAUCCCUUCCCCUCCUCGCCUCCCCAACAAUGAUCGUCACCCUCCUCUCCCCCGAGAUUCGUGAACCCUCACCCCUCGAGAUCUACCUCACCCGCGGUCUCGGCCUAACCCUCCUCUCCUUCUCCAUUCUCUCUCUCCUCCUUACCGGAGCCAUUCCGUUGACAUCGAGUCUGAGAGCGACAACGGCAGAGGAGGACCCCAGAGCACCGUAUACGGUUCCUACAUUGGGCAUCACGAUGGCUUAUCACGUUGCGGCGAUGAUGUUGACGUAUGCGUUCGGAGCGAAGGGACAUUCGUUCACGUACUAUAUCGCGGCAAUUGUUGAGGGUGUCUUGGCUGCUGUUGGGUUAUGGUGUAUGCUUUUUGCUACUGACAAUGGACGUAUUUCGAGGAAGACUGGAGCGGAUACGACUAAAGGAACCAGUGGUUUUCCGUUUGAGAACAAGGAGCACACCGAGCGUGUUGCUACCAAGAAGGAGCUCUAAGUGCUUCUUGAGGACGAUUGUAUAUACUAUACCCGUGGACUGCAUGACUAAAGACGGAACGGAGCUGAAUGAACCGAUUGAAUGCGCUAAAUUAGCGAAGCUUUUGGAUG